AUGGACGAGAAAUUUAGAUAUAAAUUUAAAUGGGAAAUGGAAGAUUUUACUACCACACGUACGAGGAUUCACACGUACAAUAAAAAGUUUUGGCCUUUGGAGGGAAUUGAUCCUCCUGUAUUUGAUCCCUUUGGGAAAAAAUAUAAUCCAAGCUGUAUCGUUUUUUAUGAGAGUGAAGGAAAUGCUUUCGUAAAAGAAGAAAGGAAAUUCUAUUUAAAAUUUGAUGGUGCAUUACCGAAAGACUUCAGAGUUGAAUAUUCCUGUUCUAUUAAUACUAUAAAAGAAACGGGAAAGGGUAUAACAGAGUAUUUGUAUUCACGGGAGGAAAAACGUGUUGAACAUGGCAGAGUUUUCCUGUUUUCUGUUUUUAUUAAAGGCGCAACUUUGAGGAUUGGUACUAAAGUCCUUGGGUUCUCACGUGAGCAUGAUUAUAUUGCAAUAGAAUUUACCUUUAAAAUGUACUUCUGUGAUUCUGUAUUACGUAAAAGACGAACCAUCACUCCUGCAAUAAAUGUUCCACGUAAAAGACGUUGUAAUAUAUGCUCUGAUUUUAAAAACCUUUACGAUUCGAAAGAAAUGGCUGACGUAACUAUUACUGUUGAUGGUGUCUGUCUUCUCGCCCACAAAUUAGUGCUUGUGACUCACUCUCCUAUUUUUAAAGCUAUGUUCGACAAUGAUUGCUUGGAAUCCAAUACGAAAACCAUCCAAAUUACUGAUGUAGAUGCCUCUACUUUUGAUAAUUUUUUAAGAUGUCUCUACUGCAGUGAAAUCGGGGACAAAAGUUAUGAUAUGGUUCGUAAUCUGUACGUGCUUGCAGAUAAGUAUGCCGUUGAUGCUCUUAAAGAAGAUUGUAGGAAUAUACUGCAGUCUGAAUUAAAUGAAGGUACUGUUUGUCAACUUCUUGAGAUGUCUUAUUUGUUUAUGGAUGAAACUUUGAAAGGAAAGGCGGUUGACUUUUUUAAACAACAUUUUUCUGCAGUGAGUGAAAAGCCAGAAUGGUUCAAAAUAUGUGAAGAUCAUCCCAAAAUGGCCUCAGAUGUUUUGAGAACGGUUACCUAA
This is a messenger RNA of Parasteatoda tepidariorum (common house spider), 1059 nucleotides long. NCBI's taxonomy places the organism in Eukaryota, Metazoa, Arthropoda, Arachnida, Araneae, Theridiidae. The record is from RefSeq and is a predicted model, not a curated record.